GUGUAAAUGCGGCUCAUUCGCGUGUGUUCACCCGGUCGGUUCAAGCGUAGUUCGUCGAAAACUGCUUUUGACUAUGUCGAUUCGGCCGUUUCUUGGGGUGCUGCUGCUGGUCGGCCCGUGCCUCGGCUUCAGCUGCAACCGCAGUCCAAAUGACAACUCAAAACCCGAGUUCCGGCUGCGCUAUAAGCUUUUUUGCGAGAUCGAGUAUGAUCCUCGUGUUAGACCAGUGGAAAAUAUUGAUCACACCAUCCGGGUCAACAUGUCGCUCGACAUGAAGUACAUCAGUAUCGAUGAAUACAGCAACCAGUUCUCGAUUUCCGCCUGGGUAGUGACGACUUGGUUCGACUCUGAGCUCAAGUGGAACCCAACCGAUUAUGGUAUUGAUCGCAUCAGCGUUUCCAGCAGCUUGAUUUGGGUGCCUGACUUAUCGGUUUUCAAUGCGGACUCGAGUCAGUUCUUCAUGCUUGACGGUGCGAUGGACUGCGUGCUUAUUUCCAGCGGAAAAGUGAGGUGCGCCCACGAUCUUCGUGCUCCGAUGUACUGCGACAUGCAGCUCCAGAGGUGGCCGUUCGACACGCAAAAUUGCAACCUCCUAGUUGGCUCAUGGGCCUACAACGGCAACUCAUUGGACGUGGCUAUCAUGGGGCGAGGUAUUAAUACCUACGCAUUCACGAAGAGCAACGAAUGGGAAAUGAUUAGUUCAAAGAGCAUAAGGAAGGCUUACACAUUCAGCAACGUUUCUUACCCAUACCUGCAAUUCGAUUUCGAGUUGAAGCGCCACGCUGCGUUGUUUGCGGCUUCCAUAGUCGGUCCUGCCUUUGUCCUGGCUGGAUUGGUGGUGAUCAGCUUCCUGAUGAAUGGGUUGACCGUACGGUGCGUCGUCUGCUGCACCGCCAUGCUGGGGAAUGCUCUCUUUCUGCAAUACGUUGGCUUCCACCUGCCUGCUGACGGCGACACCAGUCCGUACAUAGUGGCUUUUUACAGAGAUUCAUUGAUCCUAACCUUGGCCGCGGUGGUGAUUUCGACGCUUGUGGAGCACAUGCGAGCCGCAGGCGACGGUGGCUUUGGUGACCUCUGCGGAGGCGAGGCACCCCAGUGGCUCGUGGGGGCGGCUUCCUUCGUCAGGGGGCGCGGGGGCCGGGCAGGGCAGCUGCUCCUCGGCGAGCAUGACGCGGAAAAGCAGGCCGACGAAGACAUGGAGGACGUGUUGACGCCACGCGAAUCAGAGAGGAGAGGCAUUCCGCGGUGCAGCAUGUUCGCCACUUUUAUAGACCGCACCGCCUUCCUCGUCUUUAGUAUCGUUUACAGUAUCCUUCUGUUUGCCCUCGUGCCCUGAUGCUUCAACAAAUUUAAUUUGUAUAAAAAUUUGGUUGAAAAUAUGUAGAAAACCAAUAAAUGAAUAAAAGAGUGAAGUACACACGUAAA
Messenger RNA from Cloeon dipterum, 1425 nucleotides. RefSeq names its product neuronal acetylcholine receptor subunit alpha-5-like. Gene Ontology annotation, cellular component: neuron projection; plasma membrane; synapse. Gene Ontology annotation, molecular function: transmembrane signaling receptor activity; transmitter-gated monoatomic ion channel activity involved in regulation of postsynaptic membrane potential; excitatory extracellular ligand-gated monoatomic ion channel activity. The transcript is spliced from 8 exons. Gene Ontology annotation, biological process: signal transduction; chemical synaptic transmission; nervous system process. Bases 74 to 1336 code for a protein of 420 amino acids. NCBI's taxonomy places the organism in Eukaryota, Metazoa, Arthropoda, Insecta, Ephemeroptera, Baetidae. The record is from RefSeq and is a predicted model, not a curated record.